Liolophura sinensis is the source of this 478-nucleotide messenger RNA. RefSeq lists its product as uncharacterized. The transcript is spliced from 3 exons. Lineage: Eukaryota; Metazoa; Mollusca; Polyplacophora; Chitonida; Chitonidae. Gene Ontology annotation, molecular function: calcium ion binding. Bases 1 to 369 code for a protein of 122 amino acids. The record is from RefSeq and is a predicted model, not a curated record.
AUGGAGAAAUUCCGAUUUUUGUUGUCAAUGAGCUUGGCCUUUGUGUGUGUCUUCGGCUGCGUGUUCAUCGUGAAAAGUUUACAACAAGACACGGGACUGUUAGAUAAACAGCUGUCCAGGGCUAAGAAGAAAAUCAUGGAAAACACCAGCUGGAAACUGGACACAUACCUAAUGUUUAAAAUGUUUGACGGCAAUGGGGAUGGCAAGUUGAACAAAAACGAGUUAAAUGCCAUGUUACUUGUUGCCACAAUGGACAUCAAGGAGGCCGAAGCCACAGCGGGCACGUUAGCAAUAGUGGGUGAUACCGAUGAUGAUAACCAACUGACAGUCAAAGAAUUCUCACAGAUGUUUGGGAUCAAAGGAAAUUGAAGACAUCAUCAAAUACCGACCAAAGCACUGAAAAAACGGAGUGGUGAAAAAGGGAUAUCCACAUUUGUACAUUAUCCUGUCUUGUGACGACCGCCGAAAUGCAGACAGG